CUUGCAACAAGAGCAAAAUCCAGGGGUCAUUUCGGCUAAUCUCCAGACAAGGAAACUUCCCUUCGUCAAGAGAGAUUUUGGUGCGAAAGAGAAAGCGCUAGCUCGAGCGGCUCCCUCCCCGACGAGCGCGCCACCGCCCCUCCGAUCCGAGCAGCCGCCUACAGUAAACCCAUGCAACCUCAAUGUUCCUUGUGAGAUAUCAUGUCUGAACAGCAGGAACGUGUUAGCAAAAGCUCUUCCUCAAGUAUUAGCAGCAGUACUCAGGAGAGUGAGGAGGAACUGACCAUCGGUACCCUUAUAACUGAAGCAGCAAACACAACAAACAGUGCAAAGAGUCUUGGAAGGCGCCUGUCACACUUAGAUUCGAUCCCGCACACUCCUCGAGUGAAUGGGAAAAUUCCGGAUUUUAAUAAUGCGACAAUAGAUCAUGAAUCGUUGCUGGAAAGACUGGGCACUUACGGCUUAGCUGAAUACCAAAUAGAAGGAGAUGGGAACUGUCAGUUCCGAGCUCUGGCAGACCAGAUAUUCCGCAAUCCUGACUAUCACAAACACGUGAGGAAGGCAGUAGUGAAGCAGCUAAAGGAAUUCAAGAAGCACUAUGAAGGCUAUGUACCGAUGGAAUAUAAGGUUUAUCUGAAGAAAAUGAAAAGAUCUGGGGAAUGGGGAGAUCAUGUGACCUUACAGGCGGCUGCAGAUAGGUUUGCUGCUAAAAUAUGUCUGUUGACAUCGUUUAGAGACACAUGCCUAGUCGAGAUAGUCCCCAGAGAUGCCACUCCCACAAGAGAGCUUUGGCUAAGUUUCUGGUGCGAAGUACAUUACAAUUCAUUGUAUGCAAUUGAAGAUCUGCCGUCACGCAAAACUAAAAAGAAGCACUGGCUGUUUUAGCUCGGUAGGCUCCAGCAAUUUCUUGGAUCUGCUUUUGGUCUUCGCUACGUAGUCCAGCAGCAUCUGUAACCUUAGCUUCGCCUUUUGUUAAUGUUGUAAACUGCAAUGUGACCUGGAAACAAAUCCAUGUAAGCUCAUGUACAGUGAAUUGCCAAAUUUUAUUAGUGCAGUUUUGGGCUGUUUGCCUGUUCCUGUUG
This is a messenger RNA of Setaria italica (foxtail millet), 1082 nucleotides long. Its product is annotated as OTU domain-containing protein DDB_G0284757. Lineage: Eukaryota; Viridiplantae; Streptophyta; Magnoliopsida; Poales; Poaceae. The coding region runs from base 202 to 885 and encodes 227 amino acids. The transcript has 10 exons. Gene Ontology annotation, molecular function: cysteine-type deubiquitinase activity. The record is from RefSeq and is a predicted model, not a curated record. Gene Ontology annotation, biological process: protein deubiquitination.